Sapajus apella (tufted capuchin) is the source of this 1493-nucleotide messenger RNA. It is a transcript of the gene EXOSC4, whose product is annotated as exosome component 4. NCBI's taxonomy places the organism in Eukaryota, Metazoa, Chordata, Mammalia, Primates, Cebidae. Gene Ontology annotation, cellular component: nucleolus; cytoplasmic exosome (RNase complex); nuclear exosome (RNase complex). The record is from RefSeq and is a predicted model, not a curated record. Bases 822 to 1445 code for a protein of 207 amino acids. The transcript is spliced from 3 exons. Gene Ontology annotation, biological process: rRNA catabolic process; U4 snRNA 3'-end processing; nuclear mRNA surveillance.
GCAGUUCAGCGGACCCGGAAGUGACGGAGGACCGCCGGAAGCCGUAGAUCCGGGGUGGUCGGGGCCGCCGGGAGUUGCAGUUCAGCGGACCCGGAAGUGACGGAGGACCGCCGGAAACCGUGGAUCGGGGAAGUAGCAGCCGCCUGCAGCUCUAGUUCUCCAGUUCUCCGGCGGCUCGGAGAACUCAGCGGAGAGCGGAGCUGGCGGCCGGGCGGAAUGGCGGGCCUGGAGCUGUUGUCGGACCAGGGCUACCGGGUGGACGGGCGGCGCGCCGGGGAGCUGCGCAAAAUCCAGGCGCGGAUGGGCGUGUUCGCGCAGGCUGACGGCUCGGCCUACAUCGAGCAGGGCAACACCAAGGCGCUGGCGGUGGUGUACGGCCCGCACGAGGCGAGUGGGCGGCGGGAGGGGAAGUCGGGCGGCCGCGGAGCUGCAGGGCAGCCGGGCUGAGCACAGGCUCAGGGACGGGAGGGGCAGCGGCCGGCGCGCCCCGGUCCACGCAGCCGAUGCUCAGCGCCGCAUUACACUCGGAGUCUACGCAAGUCCUUAGUGCGCUGCGCGGUGGUCCUGCCUUUCUCGUCGGCUUGUCCCUGCGCCCUCCCUUGUCUUUGCGGCUCUUCAACGUGCCAGGCGCUCCCCCACUCGCCCCCUCACCUCUCAGCUCUACUCCGACGUCAGUCCUCCCCAGAGGACCUUAUCCACGCGGUACUUCCCCUCCCUACAAUAAACCCCUCCUUGCCUUUUGUGCACCUGCGAUCUCAAACGCCUAUUUUGCUUAAGCAUUUUCACCUUUAACAUCAGCUUCCUAAAGACAGGAACUUUACAUGAAACCCUAUGGUUUCCUUGCUGUCCCGCGCUGUGACAGUGCCUUACCAGCGAAGAUCCGGGGCUCGCGGGCUCGAGCCCUGCCAGACAGGGCCCUAGUGAACUGUCAAUAUAGUUCAGCGACCUUCAGCACCGGUGAGCGCAAGCGACGGCCACAUGGGGACCGCAAGUCCUGUGAGAUGGGCUUGCAACUCCGCCAGACUUUCGAAGCAGCCAUCCUCACACAGCUGCACCCACGCUCCCAGAUUGAUAUCUAUGUGCAGGUGCUACAGGCAGAUGGUGGGACUUACGCAGCGUGUGUGAAUGCAGCCACGCUGGCAGUGCUGGAUGCUGGGAUACCCAUGAGAGACUUUGUGUGUGCGUGCUCAGCUGGCUUUGUGGACGGCACAGCCCUGGCGGACCUCAGCCAUGUGGAGGAAGCAGCUGGUGGCCCCCAGCUGGCCCUGGCCCUGUUGCCAGCCUCAGGCCAGAUUGCACUGCUUGAGAUGGAUGCCCGGCUGCAUGAGGACCACCUGGAGCGGGUGUUGGAGGCUGCUGCCCAGGCUGCUCGAGAUGUGCACACCCUCUUGGACCUAGUGGUCCGGCAGCAUGUGCGUGAGGCCUCUAUCUUGCUGGGGGACUGACGGCCCUGCCACCCAUGUCCAGAAUAAAACCCUCCUCCUCUGCCCACA